This is a messenger RNA of Anthostomella pinea, 2154 nucleotides long. The record is from the annotation of a GenBank genome assembly. NCBI's taxonomy places the organism in Eukaryota, Fungi, Ascomycota, Sordariomycetes, Xylariales, Xylariaceae.
AUGGACGUCAAGAAGAUCACGGACGGCAACGAGUAUGCAUCCUUCUUCAAGCAACUGCUCGCAACCGCAGAGCUCGCGGCUCGGCGGAAGGUACGCCACUUGCAGUGGAUGAUGAUAUCCGCAAUGAAGCUCGAAACCCAUCAUCGCGGCACCAAGACGCUGCUUCGGGUCCUAACGCCUCCGGAUAGAAUAAACGCGGUGAUGGCUGUAGUCGAGGACCAAGAGGGCACUGCGGUGUUGCUCCAGCUGUACCACCUACCCGAGGAGACUGUGGUACCUGCCGACCAUGUCCUUUGCAAGGACCGGGUCUGCAUUCUCAAGGAAGCCUUCUUCAAGGCUACCACAGAUGGUACCUACAGCCUCAGGGUGGACCACGUCAACGACAUAAUCUGGUUGGCCGAUGAUGAUGAGCAUAUACCGGCGAAAUGGCGACGACAGCGACUUGCCGUCCAACAGGCAAGCUUGGAAGCACGGAUGCAGGGAAAUAAAGCUGUCAGUAACAAUGACUGGGCCAAGGCAGAGCGUCUUUACUCGUCUGCUAUCAGCGCCGCAGAAACCUCCGAGGAGUCGAUGCUAGCUCUUCUCAACCGCUCACUGGCCAACCUUCGACUUGGGCGUUUCGAAAAUGCAUUGUCCGAUGCUACACGAGGCACCGUAGACAAGGAACCCUCCGAGUCCGAGAAGGCACUCUUUAGAGAAGCACGGGCUCUCUACGAGAUGAGAAACUACAAAGAGUGUAUGGGGAGACUUGUAGUUUUGACCAAGGAGUUUCCAGGCAACAAUGCGGUGAAACCGGAGCUGGACCGCACGCAAGCCCGACUACGGGAACAACAGUUCGGGGAGUUUUCAUUCCGCCGUAUCUACCAGCAGGCCAAGGCUAAAAGCCCCGUCAUCGACUGCGCUACAUACUCGGGCCCUGUGGAAAUACGACCAUCCCCUGGCCGAGGCCGCGGCCUCUUCACAUCUGCUGCGGUCGCGGCGGGUGAUCUGCUUGGCUGCGAGAAGGCAUUCGCCUACAGCUACGCGGGAGACGACCAACCGGAAGGCAUCCGCAAUACCACUCUACUGAUGGAUGUGGCCUCCAAAAGGUUCACUGUCGGUGGCCAGGCUCAUCUCAUCUCACAAAUUGUGCAGAAAUUGCUUCACAAUCCCGAGUCUUCAAAGGAGUUUCUUGACCUGCACCCGGGGAAGUACCAAGCUGUCUCUACUAGAGAGGUCGAUGGUCGACCAGUGGUUGAUUCGUUCCUCGUCGUCCAAAUCAUCUUGGCCAAUGUCUUUGGCGCUCCCAGAACCAGCCGCUCCAGCUUCCGAACCACCACUCUGGAACUCAAAAAGCCAUCGACCAGCCACACAACUUGUGGCAUAUGGAUCCUGGCGUCGCACCUGAACCAUUCAUGCGUCGGAAAUUGUCGUCGCAGCUUCAUUGGCGACAUGCAAAUCAUACGCGCAACGCGGGACAUCCCGGCGGAUACCGAGCUGUUCUUCAGCUACCGGCAUGCCGAGACCAUGGCUUCGUAUACCGAGACUCAGAAGAAACUGGAGAACUGGGACUUCAAGUGCGGGUGCGCGCUCUGCCUUGACAAGAAGGUUACAUCAGACGACACCUUAAAAAGGCGCAAAGCGCUGCUGUCCCAGCUGAAAACCGUCAUGCGACCUUCUAUCAACCCUAGAUCAGUCGACACCAAACGAGCACUGGCAGUGCUGGAGAAGAUGGAGGCAAGCUACGCGACACCUGUGAGGAAGGAGCCGUCCGCGGCCGACCUGAGCUCCUCGGCACUCGCGACGGUCCAGAUAACUCCGCGCCUCGAGCUUUUGGACCCCUAUCUUGGGCUCGGCCGCCUUUUCCUGACGAUAGGCAAGCCGGCCGACUCUGUCAAAGUGACAGUCAAGUGCCUCGAGGCAUUGGGCUUCGUGAUCAAUGCGCCUCCGCCAGGCUCAACAAGAGCCAACACGUCGCCGCCAAGCCAGCUCGUCCUCGAGGCCUGGGGAAUGGUCGACGACCUGGUGGUUCUGGCAUUCAUGCAACUGUUUCACGCUUACAUGCCGAAGUCCCCAGAGCUUGCGAGUAGGGCCCGCGAGUAUGCUGCCACCGCCUACAGCAUGAUGGUUGGCGAGAAGGAGACGGUGUUCGAGGAGAUUCCCGAACUCUGCUGA